CAAGACUAUAGCGCAUCUCUGUCGCGGCAGAGACAUCAAUUAAUUGUUGAUUCGGUUAAUGCACAUGUGUUACACAAUUUAAGCUCUGAAUAUCUAAAAGCAUAAGUGAAAGGGUAAUGUUUGAACAGUUUUUAUUUUCGAUAUGAUUUCGUUGAAGGAAUUAUUUAUUUCAGAAAACCCGAUGGAUCCUCUACUUUCGUUUUCAAUGUAGUGUAUCAAAUAGGCCCUGUAAACGAACGUUUGGUGUAUUCAUUCAGAAAAAGGGAUACAAUGGCCACACGACGAUCUACAUCCGAGUCCGAAGACAUAGUUUUUGAUGAAAAAACGCUCAAGCUCUCAGAGAUAAAGGCUUUUUUUGUCUGUACAAUAUGCUCCAAUUUAUUAAGUGGAACUUCUACAACUGUUUGUGGACACCGAUAUUGUGCACACUGUAUACAGAACUGGUUUCAAAGAAAGAAAGAUUGUCCUGUCUGCAACAGGUCUUUGAGAAAUCAUCAAGAGGUCAGAGAUCACCAGUUUGAUGAUUUGCUGAAAACUAUUAAAGAGAAGGCAGUCAGUACUGCUGAGGUUGGAGCCAGAUAUGUGUUGGAGACGAGUAAUAGUACCGAUGGUGGUAAUGGUAAUAGAGUCAGCCAUCCCAUUGACCAGAAGAUGGCAGAGGUUCUGUGUGUUCUCCUACCCCAGAAAGACAGGGAUCUGAAGGAUAUGGUGGAGAAAUUAAUUGCAGAAAAGGACAAAGUUCUACAAAUUUUCAAGGAAAAAGAGCUGCCACAGAGGGAUAGGCAAAUUGAGUUUUACCGAGAUCAGUGUAAAAAACUGGAAGAGGAAGCAAAGCUGCUGAGACCUUUGCCAGAAAAAAUGGAGAAAUUCCGACAAUUGGAGGCGAAACUCAAUGGAGAAAAGCACCAACUGGAAGAAAAAAUACAGAGAUUGCAAGGGGAGUUAACUACCCUGCGGACAGAUGUUGUAACACGUCAACAGAGGGAAAAGGAGCUGUACGGACAAUUACAGCACCAAGCUGCUGAAAUAAAACACCUUGAGAUGGUCUCAGAUGAAAAAACAAAGGCAGCAGCAAUCUGUGACUCUCUGAAGAAAACAGUCAAACAACUGGAGAAAGAUUUACAACGAAAGACAAGUGAAGCUGCCCAGUUAGGAGGCUUUGUCGUCUACAAGGAACUUUUCGAUCAAAAAAAUCAAGAGGCUUUUGUCUUGCAAGAGUGUCUGAAAUACAAGGAAUCUAUCAUCUUGGAGAUGCAACAACAGCUGGAGAACAGGGAUGGACAAAUUAUUGCCUUGACACAGAAGUUAAAAGAGACACCUUUGUCCCUUAAAGAUGUAGAAAUUCGUUACAAUAAACAGCUGCAAAAAAUGGAAGAAGACAUGGAAAAAUUUUACGAGCGGAAAUCUGAAAUGGAUAAAAGACAUACAGAGAAUUUAGCUAAAGAAUUGGCAGAAGUAAGAUCAGCCCAUUUAGAGGACCAACAGAGAAUGCAUGAUGAGAACAUGAAAUUAAGAAAGAGCUUUGAAACACAAAAUAAUAUUCCCAAUUGGAAUUCAGAGGAAAGGUGCACACAGUUGGAAGCCUCCUUAAACUACUACAAAAAUAAAGUUCAUGAGUUAGAAGAGAGAUUAACUAUCAGCUAUAACAAGAGUAAUAGCUGCAGCCCAUAGAAUGCAAGGACUGAUACCUCCUAAUGACAAGGCAACAAAGAUUUUUUUUCUAUGCAGUAAUGGACAGUUUCUCUCUACUAUUUAAUCAUAGCAUAAAUUUUUAUUACUGUAAAAGUGCUUAUCUAUAGUUAUGCGGUAAGCUUAAAACCUUGUAAAACAACCCUAAAAAAUCAAAUUUUAGAGUAGAAAAAAAUGCAAAUGCAUAUUUUAAUACCCACACUUAUUUGACGAUAGAAAACUUGUACCUAACCACAAGCGCAAAUAACCACUUUUACAGUAAUUCAAAGAU
Messenger RNA from Magallana angulata, 1960 nucleotides. Its product is annotated as E3 ubiquitin-protein ligase trul-1-like. The record is from RefSeq and is a predicted model, not a curated record. NCBI's taxonomy places the organism in Eukaryota, Metazoa, Mollusca, Bivalvia, Ostreida, Ostreidae. The transcript has 13 exons. The coding region runs from base 271 to 1671 and encodes 466 amino acids.